Molecule: messenger RNA, 1809 nt
Organism: Notolabrus celidotus (New Zealand spotty)
Lineage: Eukaryota; Metazoa; Chordata; Actinopteri; Labriformes; Labridae
Product: adhesive plaque matrix protein-like
Exons: 4
Coding region: 112-1749 (545 amino acids)
Source: RefSeq, a predicted model, not a curated record
AUUAAGUGGUGAUUUGAAACAGGCCCACAUAAAUACUACCUCCCAGCAGCACACACAUGCAGAGCGAGCAGCUUCAGGGCAGUCGGGCUACUGUGACUUUGACAUACAGAAAUGGCUUGUGGAGUUCAUUUGGGGAUUGUGCUGGUUGUCCUUGCUCAAACAGAGUAUGUACGCUGUUUAUGGUCUACACAAGGUCAAAGUUCCCAGAGACAGAACAGCAAUGGCUAUGUUGGCCUCUUGCAACAGGAAAGUGGACUUUUUAGACUCAGUGCCAGCAAUCCCCAGAAUGAACUCAGACAGGCCUCUGUUUCUCAAGGUCUGACCCAGAACAGCGGCCUCAACACACAGGCUGCAGGCAGCAGAGCUUAUAGCCAAGGACACUCCAGUAACAGCUACUCUCAGACUCUGUCACAGCCGUCUCAGAGUGUCAGGUUGGUGCAGACUAACUCUGUGUCAAAGCCUAACUGGCAGAAAGCAAAGACAAAGCAUGUAAAUGAGCCUAAGAAGCCUUUCUUUGGCCUGUCUACUGCUAUUGCUAGUGGAAGUUCUGUGAGUAAGUAUGAUGACAGCAAGAAGAAGACUUGGCCAGUUCAGCAGAAAACACAGAGCUCUAGCAGAUAUCCAUCCAGCAGGUCUGCAUCCUCUCAGAGUCCAUCCAGCAAACACUCCUACCGGUCACCUGUACAGAAAGCUCCCGGUGCUGCAGCUCAAUCAUCAGCCUACUUCGCACAAGGAGGCUAUCCUCGCUCUCCAAAGUCAGCCAGUCUGUUUAGCCCAAGAGCCCCUUCAUCACAGAGGCCCCUUGUACAGAUGCAGACCUCAGCAACCGCCCCUGCUAGAAGAGUGUCUAUGCGUCAUCCCUCUAAGACCUCUCGACAGUCCAGUCAACAAAAUGCCCCUCUUAGCUUCCAAGCCCACUCUCGUAAUUCGCCGGCCUCCAGGAAUGGUGAGGGUCUGCGCUACUCUCCAACCACGAUCUACAGCAUUCCCAAGCGGUUUGGUGGUUUUGAGAUCAGACGGCUUAGAGAACCUGAUGUUCAGAAGGAAGCAAGUGCCAUGAAGCCCCAGCAGACCUACACCGCUUCUUCAGGGCACAGGGGGUCCUACAAACCUCAGGCCCAGAGCUUUACGCAGCAAGAGCAGACCUACAGUGCUCCAUCAGCACAGUCUGUGUCUUACAAACCUCAGGUCCAGAGUGUCAGAGAGCCAGCACAGACCUACACGGAUUACUCUGCACACAAAGUCUCUUAUAAACCUCAGGUCCAGACCAUCAGGAACCCACAACAGACCCACAUGGCUCCUUCCAAACCAUACCAAAGCUACGUGGCGCCAUCAGCACAGGCUGUGUCUUACAGACCACAGGCCCAGAGUGAAAGGAAGCCACAACCGGUCCAAAUGGCUCCGUCAGCACAGAUUGUGUCUUAUAAACCACAGGUCCAGAGUGUCCGCAAACCAGAGCAGACCUAUACAGCUUCUUCAGCGCACCAUGGGUCCUUCAAACCACAGGGGUACAGUGACUGGAAGCCACAACAGGCCCACAUGGCUCCUUCAGCGAGCUCUGUGUCCUACAAACCACAGCAGGCUUACUCUGUCUCGUCGGCACGUAGCGUGUUGUUCAAGCCACAGAGUCAGAGUGUCCUGCAGCCGGGGCAGACCCACUCAGGUCCAUCAGCACAGACUGGGUCCUACAAACCACAGGUCCAGAGCGUUCAACAGGAGGCCAGAUGGAAGAGUAACAUGCAGGACUGAUGCGCAGAUGCAGCAGGAGUCUUUGAAGAUGUUUUUGAAAAUAAAAUUAAUUUAAACUGG